Leishmania major strain Friedlin is the source of this 291-nucleotide messenger RNA. RefSeq lists its product as hypothetical. Bases 1 to 291 code for a protein of 96 amino acids. Lineage: Eukaryota; Euglenozoa; Kinetoplastea; Trypanosomatida; Trypanosomatidae. The record is from RefSeq and is a predicted model, not a curated record. The transcript has a single exon.
AUGCAGGAUGAGCACAAGUUCAACGCCGAGGACCGCAGGCGCGCCCCGCCGCCGAACACCCCCGAGCGCGCGCUCGACUACCACGAGCGCACUAACGAUGACAAGCUGAUAGCGCACGCGAGUCAGGUCAACCACCUCUCUAAGCCACGUCACCGCAACUGCUUGACGGAGUUUAUCAUUGUUGAGACACCUGUAGUAUCGUUUUUGGUCGACAGCAGUGACCCGUCGCUGUGCCUGUUGCGUCGCUCAGGUCGCCAAGGUACUAAAAAUGAGGAAAAGGGAGUCCACUAG